Molecule: messenger RNA, 3406 nt
Organism: Astyanax mexicanus (Mexican tetra)
Lineage: Eukaryota; Metazoa; Chordata; Actinopteri; Characiformes; Acestrorhamphidae
Gene: pbxip1a
Product: pre-B-cell leukemia homeobox interacting protein 1a
Exons: 11
Coding region: 288-2606 (772 amino acids)
Source: RefSeq, a predicted model, not a curated record
GCUGGAGAAGAGCCGUAUGGUGGACACGGCGGAGCGUUGUAAUUGGUUGCCUGGCGGUGGUGGGCGGGACAGAGCGAGUCACGCUGCUAUCUGAUUGGACAGCAGAGGGAGAGCGUUGGCAGGCGGAGGAGCGGGACUCGGGAUACCCAAAGUUAAGAAGUUUGGGGACGCGGACACACCUCGGGAUUUAACCUACAGACUGGAGAGCGAGGAGUGUAAUAAUUAGCCUGCUAAACUGUGGUUUAGAUACACAAUUAACACGGUGCUGAGCCACUAGACAGACAGUGAUGUCUGACAACAGCACCGGCAGCAGUGGGUCAUCAAAUAACAGCUGGACUCUCCUUUCUCCUGAGGAGGCUGCCAUUGACACUGCUGGAUCAGUGGAUGAUGGAACGGAGAGUAUUGGUGAUGCACCAAGCCUUUCGGAGGAAGUUGCAGCAAGCUCUUUGGAGGUGAAGCCGAGUGAGAGUGAAACUCCACUAGAGACAGUCUUGUCAGAAGAGGGCCACCAGGUUUGCCAGGAAACAUCCCCAGAUUUCUUUGAAGAAUGUGGAGCUUCUGGCCUUGCCUCUGUUGAAACUGACCCUGAUAUUUGUGCCCCUGUAAUCCAUGAUACUAUAACUAGCUCCCCUCCUGACAAUGACCUUCUUGGAGCAGUUCCCUUCAGCAUAGCUACAGAAUCCUCACUCUUUCUUCCAGAGGAAGCUGUGCUUGAGCAAGAGACUUUUCCUGAAGUACAGCCCACCUUUGAACUUCCUCCCAAGGAAAUCCCUGCCUCUGGUCCUGUAGCAGAGGUGACCCCUGACCCUGAACCAACAGAAAUAAGCUUCUCUCCUGAGACUCCUGAUUCUCCCUUUCCUGAUAUUCCAGCAGAUGUAAUCCCAGCCUCUGUAGUUAUUCCUACCUCUGCAGUCCCUGUGGUAGAUAUUCAUGCUGAGGUAAGCCCAGGCUCUGAAAGCCCAGCUCCAAGUCAGCCCUCUGAAGCUGAAUUUGGCUCUGUAGCCGAGGGCCCACUGUCUGAGGACCCCUGCCCAGAAACUGUUACUUCAUCUGUGUUGGAAGAGGAGGAGGAGGAGCCUUCCAUACAGGAAGAAGAAACUGAAUUGGGAGACAACUCGACAGAUGUGGUCAGGGAACCAGAAACUCUUGGUGCAGAAAUCUCGCUGGACUAUCCAGAAGAGGGUGAUGGUCUGCGACUCCGACAUGUGCAGCAACACACUGACAUCCAGAGACAGAGCUCAGAUGAGGAAGAGGAGGAGGAGGAGGAGGAAGAAGAGGAGUUUAGGCUGCCUGAGAGGAAAGAGGAGAAGUCUGGUUUCUCGUUGAAUCAUCUUAUUAUUGGAGCCCUGGCACUGUUGUGUCUUGGUUCCCUUUUCUUCUCAGGUUUCUCGAGUGAUCAGUCUGGUGAUUUUGAUGGCUCAGAGCUAAGUGACCAGGAACUCCUUGAAAAACUUGCUCAAGAAAACAAACAGAUUUCCAUACUGGAGGCACAAAUACAGUCCCAAAAAGAAGAGUUGGACAAGGCUCUGAGGAUAGCUGCAGAAAAAGGAGCUACCGACAAAGAAAAUGCCAAGAUGAAAGAAGAACUAUCUGCAUUACCUGCACUAAAAGAAGAACUAGAAGCACUAAAAUCCAGAAUCACUGAGCUCACCCAACUCACAGCUGCGGAACCCUCAGAAACAUCUUCAAGCUCUCUGCCAUCUGCUCCUGAUGUUCCUGGAGACAGUCGGGGUCCUACAGGCCCUGAUGGUGUGUGGGAUAAGCAAAAGGAGCUUAAGAGACAAAAGUCUCUCUUGGAAGAAAGCAGAAAGAGACUGGAAGGCAUAAAGAUACAUGGUUGGCACAAGAAGGGAGUGAGGGAGAGUUUGGUUGAGUUGCAGCAGAGGUUGUCAGAACAGGUGGACCACUUGGGCAAAAGAGAUGAGUGGAAGAGGAAGCAGAAGGAGCACAAAGACGGAAAAAAGGUGUGGACUGAAAAGGGCAACCAGUGGGAAUCGGGAGAUGUGGAGAAGAGAAAGGAUUGGAAGCUUGGCAAAGACAAGCAUGAUGGGGGUUCUAAACACAAGGAGCACUUUAAGAAGUACCGUGAGGAGUGGGAUCAUAAAAAGGGCGAGAGGAAACUGGAGCGAGAGAGAAGGAGACAAGAAAGGCCUUGGCAGGGUAAGACUGACCACCACCACCAUAAUCAUCACAAACAACAACAACAGAAGCAGCAUGAUUCUGUGGCCUUUUGGAGACACCAAGAAGAGAAACUGCGGAGGAACCAGAGCCCUCCUGAGCAUUGCCGUGGUGUGGCAGACUGCGCUGAGGCAGAGGGACUCGUUCCUGUCAAGCUGUCGGAGUUCCAGGCUCUCCUGGAGGUCUACGUAAGCAAACUGGACGGUGAGUCUAAAGAGAACCUAGAAGCUCUUCGUCGGCUGGUUGCCCAGUUUUUCCGCGGCAGCGUUUUCAGUCAUGACCACAUGCUUUUUAGUGAGUUUGCUGAAGACGUGGCCGACAUCUUGGAGGACCUGGCAGACGUUUUGACAGACGAUGACGCUCUGGAGGAGGAAAUGGAGCAGUUUGAGAAAGAGGCUUUGUGGAAAUUUGCUGCCACUUCUGCAUAAAGCAGUAAAUCUUCACUUGGCUGGGAGCAUAAAAAAGCCACAUGAAGGAAAAAAUAUUAUACCACACCAAACGGAGAUGACUGGGACACAUUCCUGGGAAAGCCCAGGCUCUAUGGACUCUUAACUGUAGUCUGCCUGUAGUGUGUGCAAAGAAGUGUGUGCGUCUUUCCCGAGUCUCGUCAUGAAACGUAGUGAAAUUCCACCAGUACGUUGGGUGCCCUGUCGUGAGCUACCUCUGUUCUUCAUGCUGGUUUCCUUGCUUGCUACCUAAAGCAUCAGUUACAUAAAAGGAGAGUUUUUCUUGUCGCUUCUUAGUGUCGCAUGAAAUCAGUUCAUUUUCAUCAACACAUUUAUGGAUCCUCUGCCCUUUUAGUUUAAUAUAUUUUGGUAUGUCGGAGGUGAACUGUAUGUCUGGAUUUGUCCCUGCUGGUUUGGACAACCUGUUUACCUGUUUACACUCAUGCCAUGAUCUUGCUGACUGGUCAAGUGUCAAACUGGUUUCUGCCCUGUAUAGCUGUAUAUGUAUGACCACUUUGUAAGUUGUUUUUGAGUGUAAGAUUCAUCAGUGCACUGUUGUGAACGUAUUUGUGAGGGAAAUUCAACAGUGCUGAUCUGAUUUGGUGUUAGAAAAAAAGUUUAAAUUUGCAGUAAUCUGCAGGGGAACACGGUACAAGUUUUAUAAUUGACAGUAAUAAUUAAACUACCUACUGCACUGAACAAUCGUAUCCACAUUCACGCUGCAGGCUUUGUGCGUUGUAAGUUACUGAAGUAAAUUUGAUUUGGAUUUAAAAAAAACUACA